GCGCAGUUACCAACUGCUACACUGUGUUUCCGUUUCGGUCCUUUCACUCAGGAAACUUUUGUAUUUUCAGUACACCCGCUUUAUCUUCGCGAAGCUGUUCCAGCAGCUUGCUUUUGACGUAAAUCUAGCCAAAAAUGUCGAAAAACUAAAGUUUGAGUCACUGGUAGUGACAGUCUCUGCCUCAUGGUCAUAUAUCCACACCGACGGUUUUAAAGAAGUGGUCAAAUUAAUGCGGACUGUGUGGCCAUUUGGAUCAACACGUCAAAAAGUCGUUCAUUGAAUGAACAUCGAUCGCUUGUCAGUGACGUACCUGCAUUGUAGAUUGUUCGAAUACCAAGAACAUAACGUCUUUAGUUUGUCAUAUAUAUCAUGUAAAAUAGUCUCGUGUCGUAUUUGUCAGUUUGCCCAGGACUUAGGUAUGCAAUUGUGAAUCCUUAAGAACAAUGAAGUGCGAAAAGGCCUCGUGUGAAUCGUUAGCCUAGAGUUAAACUAUUGUGUGAACACAGGUUAACAUAGCCAAUGGACAAGAGCGAAGUAUUGUGAAAGGAUCUUAAAUCGCGAUGUCGUAAUAAUGCGUGCCAGUAACCUUAUCAACAAGAGAAUCUAGGCAAUCUUCUCACAAAGUUCUCACCGCCUGUAGGGAAACAUCUGGCCUAACUGUUCCUCAAAUUGGUCGAAGAGCAUCUCACUGGGCCUGUAUACCCUGAUGGGGCAGUAAAAGACAAAUUUUGAAGAACAGUAAAUCAUACAGAUACCUUCUAGAAAAUGCACACAGAUAAGGUUCUGCGCGGAAUGGGUUACAAGUUAGGGGUGACAAUUGGCGAGGGAAGCUACUCUAAAGUCAAACUGGCCAGCUCCCAAAAACACAACGCCGAGGUCGCCAUAAAAAUUGUGGACCGAAAAAAGGCUCCCAACGACUUUGUCCACAAGUUUUUACCCAGGGAACUGACACUUCUGAGGGGAGUGAGACACGACAACAUUGUCCAUGUGCACGAAUUCAUCGAGAUUUCCAACGGACGACUAUACAUAGUGAUGGAGGCUGCAGCGACAGAUCUUCUCUUAAAAAUCCAAGAGGUAAAUUCCAUCCCCGUUGACCAAGCCAAGAAAAUGUUCUCCCAGAUAGUCAACGCCGUGAACUAUCUCCAUCAAAACAACAUUGUCCACCGAGACAUGAAAUGUGAGAACGUGUUGCUGACUAGAGACAACCAGGUAAAGAUCACUGACUUUGGUUUUGGGAGGUUUGCUACUGGCUACCCCGAGCUGUGCAGCACCUACUGUGGUUCCGCGGCGUACGCCCCACCGGAGGUACUCCUUGGAAUUCCCUACGACCCCAAGAAAUCUGACGUGUGGAGCCUGGGUGUAAUUCUGUAUGUCAUGGUCACUGGGUGCAUGCCGUACGACGAUUCUAAUGUCAGCAAACUCCCGCGCACUCAGCGCAAGGCAUUGGUCUACUCGGACAACGUCACAGUCGAAGAGCCGUGUCGGCAGUUCAUUGCCUAUCUGUUGCAGUUUAGCCCAUCUACCCGUCCAACCAUCCAAGAUGUGGCAGAGCAGACUUGGUUGCAGUAGGCAAGAGACCAGGACAAUGACUGAUUAAAUUAUGUAAUUGGAAAAUACACGUGUUAGGACUACACUGUAUAUAGGCUAUAUUUCGUUAGUCUAUUUAAAAUGGGCGAUAUACGUUUAUAUAUUUUGAACAAUUACGUUAUUAGUCAUUUGUAUACGACUAUUGGGCCUGGCUAUUGUGCAUAUAGCCUAUUUUUCUCUGUUCAUUAUAAUCAACACAUGGUGCAAAAAAAAUGCAAUAGUUACCUUGUCAACUGUUCGUAACAUAUUCUUGAUGCAUAACAACAAAAUCAGGUUCGUUUACACCUGUGACAGUUAAAUAUGCACUUGUCUUUGCUGUCUACAUAAGCACACAAGGCAAUCUCACAUUCGCUACACAUCGAAACGAACCGCUUCAAAAUGUCCAAUAGGCCUACGGAGAAAUCCAGG
This is a messenger RNA of Esox lucius (northern pike), 1995 nucleotides long. RefSeq names its product testis-specific serine kinase 6 (gene tssk6). Gene Ontology annotation, molecular function: ATP binding; tau-protein kinase activity; protein serine/threonine kinase activity. Bases 766 to 1569 code for a protein of 267 amino acids. The transcript has a single exon. The record is from RefSeq and is a predicted model, not a curated record. Lineage: Eukaryota; Metazoa; Chordata; Actinopteri; Esociformes; Esocidae. Gene Ontology annotation, cellular component: cytoplasm. Gene Ontology annotation, biological process: intracellular signal transduction; microtubule cytoskeleton organization; protein phosphorylation.